Molecule: messenger RNA, 498 nt
Organism: Plasmopara halstedii
Lineage: Eukaryota; Oomycota; Peronosporomycetes; Peronosporales; Peronosporaceae
Exons: 1
Coding region: 1-498 (165 amino acids)
Source: RefSeq, a predicted model, not a curated record
AUGUCUACCCCCGACCGUGCACCGCGCCCGCCACGGGCGACUAAUUACCUCGUCGAGAAUUCGGAAAAGGCUGACCACCAGUCGGAUACUCCAUUCUUCGGAUGGGAAGAAGAGGAGGGCGAUGUGCCCCAGCAUUGCGACAUGAGCCCUGCUCAACCCUUGCGGACGCCGUGUCCGAUAUCUAAACUAUCGACCUCCGGGGGAAGUGGUGUCAAUACCAAUGACCGCGAAGAGGCACAGAAGCAACAGCUGGAUGCUGUCCGCAAGGCGGCCCCCAUGCGCGUGCAUCCACAGGCGGUUCUUGAUCCCCAUGUGGAUCACGGCUUUCGCUCGGCGGACCCCGCUACGGAAGCGAAGGACGCGAUUACUCGAUCGUUGGGCGUCUACGUAGUCGGACCCUCGAUCACUACACAAGUUGAGCUUGACGAACAAAAUGUUUUUCGAGCUCGCUUCUUAGAAUUAUCGGUGGAUACGUACCGCACUCGACUUCGUGCUUAA